AUGCUGCCCAUACUGUUCCUCAUGGGCGUUCUGCCCGCGCUCGCUGCAACAGUAACAUCAGAAUUUCACACGUCCAGCAAGCGAGGCCUGAUCUAUAUACCAAAGUCCGACUUCCCGGAGGAUGAUCAGAUAUGGAUCGAAAAGGGGUCUGAUUUGACAUGGUACUACAAUUACAAGAUGUACCCGAGCCCGGAAUAUGUCAAUCACACAUCGCUAGAGUUCAUACCCAUGCUUUGGGGUGCUCCCUCCAGUUUCAGCGAUACAACUUUUCUCGAAAACGUCACGGCUCAACUCUACGAGGGGAGAAAUAUCACCUAUGUCAUGGGCUUCAACGAGCCGGACAACACGGGUGACACUGGAGGCAGCGACGUAGAUCCGUCUGAUGCUGCAAAGUACUGGAAAAAGCAGAUGGAGCCUUUGCGAAAGCUGGGUAUCUCUCUCGGCGCUCCAGCUGUGACUGGUGGCUCCGCGGGCUUCACUUGGUUAGAAGACUUUGAGGAUGCAUGCGACGGCGGAUGCACCUUCGAUUUCAUCCCUAUUCAUUGGUACGGCAGCUUCGAUGGUUUGGCAAGCCAUAUUGCAGAUGUCCUGGCCAUUUACCCGGACAAGAAGAUAUGGGUGACUGAGUUUGCGUUGGAUAACUCCGGUCUCAACGAAACUCAGGAGUUCUUUCAAACCGCGGUUUCCUACUUGGAUGACAAUGAGUGA
Messenger RNA from Phaeoacremonium minimum UCRPA7, 708 nucleotides. Its product is annotated as putative f5 8 type c domain protein. The record is from RefSeq and is a predicted model, not a curated record. The transcript has a single exon. Gene Ontology annotation, biological process: fungal-type cell wall polysaccharide metabolic process. NCBI's taxonomy places the organism in Eukaryota, Fungi, Ascomycota, Sordariomycetes, Togniniales, Togniniaceae. Gene Ontology annotation, cellular component: fungal-type cell wall. The coding region runs from base 1 to 708 and encodes 235 amino acids.